This is a messenger RNA of Tachyglossus aculeatus (Australian echidna), 2515 nucleotides long. It is a transcript of the gene FEM1A, whose product is annotated as fem-1 homolog A. Gene Ontology annotation, molecular function: protein binding. Bases 63 to 2003 code for a protein of 646 amino acids. Lineage: Eukaryota; Metazoa; Chordata; Mammalia; Monotremata; Tachyglossidae. The record is from RefSeq and is a predicted model, not a curated record. The transcript has a single exon.
UCCCGCCGCCCGCCCUCCCUCCCUCCCUCCCGGCCUAUGGCCCGGGGGGGCCCCCGGAGGCCAUGGAUCUCCGGACGGCCGUGUACAACGCGGCCCGGGACGGGAAGCUCCAGCUGCUGCAGAAGCUGCUGAGCGGCCGGAGCCGGGAGGAGAUGGAGAACCUGACGGGGGAGAGCUCGGGCGGCCCCGGGGGGACCCCGCUCCUCAUCGCCGCCCGCUACGGCCACCGGGGCGUGGUGGAGUACCUCGUCGACCACUGCCGGGUCGACGUGGAGGCCGGCGGCUCGGUCCACUUCGACGGCGAGACCAUCGAGGGGGCCCCGCCGCUGUGGGCCGCCUCGGCCGCCGGCCACCUGGACGUGGUGCAGAGCCUCCUCCGCCGGGGCGCCUCGGUCAACUGCACCACCCGCACCAACUCCACCCCGCUGCGGGCCGCCUGCUUUGACGGCCACCUGGAUGUGGUGCGCUACUUGGUGGGCGAGCACCAGGCCGACCUGGAGGUGGCCAACCGACACGGCCACACCUGCCUGAUGAUCUCGUGCUACAAGGGCCACCGGGAGAUCGCCCGCUACCUGUUGGAGCAGGGGGCCCAGGUGAACCGCCGCAGCGCCAAGGGCAACACCGCCCUGCACGACUGCGCCGAGUCGGGCAGCCUGGAGAUCCUGCAGCUCCUGCUGGGCUGCAACGCCCGCAUGGAGCGGGACGGCUACGGCAUGACGCCGCUGCUGGCGGCCAGCGUGACGGGCCACACCAACAUCGUGGAGUAUCUGAUCCAGGAGCCCCCAGAAGCGGGCGAGUCGCCAGGCCCGGAAGAGCCCCGGGAGGCGGCCGAGCCCGAGCCGGCCGAGCCCUACGAGAAGUGCUGCCCCACCAGCCGGGAGGCGGCCGUCGAAGCCCUGGAGCUGCUCGGCGCCACCUUCGUGGACAAGAAGCGGGACCUGCUGGGCGCCCUCAAGUACUGGAGGCAGGCCAUGGACCUGCGCCACCAGGGGGGCGCCUACCUGCCCAAGCCCGAGCCCCAGCAGCUGGUCCUGGCCUACGACUACUCCACCGAGGUGACCACGGCCAAAGAGCUGGAGGCCCUGAUCACCGACCCGGACGAGAUGCGCAUGCAGGCCCUCCUGAUCCGCGAGCGCAUCCUGGGGCCCUCCCACCCAGACACCUCCUACUACAUCCGCUACCGCGGGGCCGUGUAUGCCGACGCGGGCAACUUCGAGCGCUGCAUCCACCUGUGGAAGUACGCCCUGGACAUGCAGCAGAGCCACCUGGAGCCCCUGAGCCCCAUGACCGCCAGCAGCUUCCUCUCCUUCGCCGAGCUCUUCUCCUACGUGCUCCAGGAACAUGCCACCAAGGAGAGCUUGAGCCCGCAGAUCGGCUUCCCCGAGCUGAUGGGGGUGCUUGGGAAAGGGGUGCGCGAGAUCGAGCGGGCCCUGCGGCAGCCCAAGGGCCCCGGGGACUGCCUGCAGUUCACCAAGGCCCUGGCCAUCAUCCUUCACCUCAUCUUCCUCAUGCAGAAGGUGGACUGCGACGCCGAGCAAGAGCACCUCAAGCGCCAGACCAUCUACCGCUUGCUCAAGUGCAGCCCCCGGGGGCAGAACGGCUUCACGCCCUUGCACAUGGCCGCCGACAAGGACACCACGACGGUGGGGCGCUACCCCGUGGGCAAGUUCCCCUCCAUCCACGUGGUGAACGUGCUGCUGCAGUGCGGGGCCGACCCCGACAGCCGGGACUUCGACAACAACACCCCGCUGCACGUGGCUGCCCUGAACAACUGCCCCAUCAUCAUGGCUGCCCUCAUCGAGGCCGGGGCCCACCUGGAUGCCACCAACGCCUUCAAGAAAACCGCCUACGAGCUGCUGGACGAGAAGCUGCUCAAAAGCACCAUGCAGCCCUUCAACUACAUCACCCUCCGGUGCCUUGCUGCCCGAGCCCUGGACAAGCACAAGAUCCCCUACAAGGGCUUUAUCCCUGAGGAGCUGGAGGCGUUCAUUGAGAUGCACUAGCCCGGCGGGGGGCGCUCCUCGCCCCGCCUGCCUAGCCCUCCCACCCGUUUAUAACAGGUUCUCUUUUUCGUCUUCCCAGGGAGGGAUUUCUUCAAGCGAACUGCCCUCACUUUCCUCCUCCCACUCCCCACCCCCCACCCCACCUCCUCCUGAAGCAAGGGAAAGGAAUCAAGCAAGGGCAGCAAGUCUCUGCCACCUCCUCAAGAUAAACGCCUUCAGGGAAUUGCACUAGGUGAGCUUGCCUCCCACUCCCACCCCCACCCCGUGCCGGGAAGGAGGAAAGACCCAAGUGUCUUGAAAUUCUCCUUCCCCCUCAAUCUCCACGCCACUGAGGGAGGUCUUCGAUGACCCCGCCCCCGUGGUGGGGAGAGAGGAGGUUGGCCGGGGGCCCAGAGCCGUGACCUUCUUACCCACCGGCCCAGAGAAAGGCUCACAGGCUGUCCACAGCCCACUCUUCCUUCCCCUUCCAUGCCGGAAGAACUCCACCAGGCUGCUUCAGAGCAGGCAAGGGG